This is a messenger RNA of Trichoplusia ni (cabbage looper), 1792 nucleotides long. RefSeq names its product glucose dehydrogenase [FAD, quinone]-like. Lineage: Eukaryota; Metazoa; Arthropoda; Insecta; Lepidoptera; Noctuidae. Gene Ontology annotation, molecular function: flavin adenine dinucleotide binding; oxidoreductase activity, acting on CH-OH group of donors. The record is from RefSeq and is a predicted model, not a curated record. The transcript has 3 exons. The coding region runs from base 1 to 1743 and encodes 580 amino acids.
AUGGAGUCAUCUCAAACUGUGUCAUAUUUUAGAAAAAUAGAAGAACUUCUGAGACUUCUGACAAUACUAAACUUAACUGGAUACCGUUGGCCGGACCCGGCUUGUGUACCAGAUGGUGCAUCGUAUGAUUUUGUGGUAGUUGGAGGUGGAGCAGCAGGGUGUCUGGUGGCUAGUAGACUAUUAGAAACAGGGAAUGCAAGUGUUCUCCUCGUAGAAGCUGGAGGCUACCCGCCUAUUGAAUCUGAGAUGGCAGGACUCUUUGCUUUACUGAAAGGUAGUAAACAUGACUGGAAUUUCACUUCAACGUGUGGAAGUAUGGCAAGUAAUCAUAAAGGCAAUGUCAUCAGUAUGUCCCAAGGCAAAAUGUUGGGAGGAUCUUCAUCCCUCGGAUUUCUGGUAUAUGCACACGGCAAUCCGCGUGACUAUAACGAAUGGGCAACUAUAACAAAUGAUCCUUCUUGGUCCUACGACUCUAUACUGCCAAUUAUGCAAAAAACUGAACAACUAAUUGACCAUCUGUUACUUAAUUGCUCACACUAUUAUGGAACUAAUGGCGAGAUAAAACUACAAAAACAAUACUACCCAAGAAAUAGACCGUUUUUUCAAGCUUUAAAAGAAAUUGGGUAUAAAUGUUACCUAGAUAUAAAUCCAGAUCAUCCAUUAGGAUUCACGAGCUGUCUAUUUACUAUUGGUGAUGAUAUUCGACAGACUACUGCUUUGAAAUAUAUUAGCCCUCUGAAAAAUCAUCUUAAUUUAGACCUUUUGAUUAAUGCUUUAGCGACUAAAAUCAUUGUAGAUGAGAACAAUAACGCAGUAGGUGUUGAGAUUUUAAAAGAAAAUGGACAAACUAUAACUGUGAGGGCAAAGAAAGAAGUGAUUGUCACAGCAGGAACUAUAAAGUCACCGCAACUGCUGAUGCUUUCUGGGAUUGGACCGAGAGAUCAUUUACAAAACAAGGGAAUAGAAGUUAUAGCUGAUCUACCAGUAGGGAAGAAUUUCCGAGAUCAUAUAAACUCCUUUUUACUUUAUAAAAUGACAAAAUCUGGCCACGCAAAUGGCGUUGAAGAUCCUCAUAAAUAUCCCUAUGCAGUUUUCGAAGGAUACGGUGCUUUAAACAAAAAUCAAAGUUACCCUGACUAUAAUUUAAUAUGCGCACAUUUUGGCGAUAGAGAAACAUUCUUGGGUCUGUGUGCGUUCUUUUUCUCGUUUGACAAUAGUUUUUGCGACUCCUUGGGCGAAGGGCUUGAUAACAGAGAAGCGUUUUUAGUUUUCGUUACAAAUUUAAAUCCCGAGUCGAAAGGGGAAAUACUUCUUGCGAGUAAAAAUCCAGAAGAUGACCCAAUAAUUCUGCCCGGUUAUUUUACUGAAAGCGUGGAUCUGGAAAAUCAGGCUAAAUACUUAGCAGAUUUCAACAGAGUUUUAGAUACAACUUAUUUUCGAAGAAUGGAAGCUGAAUUAGUGAAUUUAGGAUUUGAGUCUUGUGCUGAGUAUCCGAUGUUCUCUGAGGAGUACUGGAAAUGUCAUGCUCUUGAAACAUUGGAUACGUCACACUAUUUUGUUGGUACUUGUGCUAUGGGUUCGGUGUUGGAUUCUAGGUUACGAGUCCGAGGCGUAAAUAGGUUGCGUGUUGCAGACGCCAGUGCAAUGCCGACGAAUGUACGAACAUAUACUUUAGCUACGGUUCAUAUGAUAGCACAGAAAGCUGCUGAUAUGAUUAUUGAAGAAAAUAGAUUGCGUGGGUAGACAAUUGUAAAGAUGAAAAUAAAAUAUCUCGUUGCAUAUAAAUUUGAUU